CUUCACAUAAAUUCAGUGACAAUCAACAUAAAAAUUUCCAUUGUGCGCCAACUUACAGAAAUCCUCAAGUUUCUUAAGACUGUUUCCAUUGGCUUCAUAUCCUCGAUCCAGCUGCGUAAGAAUAACGGCGGAGCGGAGGUCUGAAUGAACAAUCGCCGUCAGUGUGUGGCGUGCUCGGGUCGCGCGCCGCCGUGCCACGCUCCUGUGGGACCGAACUUAUCACGCGCAAACUUUGCUGUGGGGAUUAAAUAUUAACUGGCAUGGAUAGUUAGAAAAUGGAAUGAGCUUCACAACGCAGCCUUAACCGUAGAAGAAAAUAUGCAGUCUUGGUGGUCGUUGUACCUACUGGCUGUCUUCAUGCUUGGUUUAGAUUCUAAGCUUGCAGGGCAGGCUUUCCAACCGGAGUUUGUAGAGCCAAUAACAAAUUUAACUGUAGCCAUUGGACGGAAUGCUACAUUUAGGUGUCUAGUGCAGAACCUUGGGGGUUAUAGAGUAGGAUGGGUGAAGGCAGACACGAAGGCAAUUCAAGCAAUACACGUGCACGUGAUAACUAACAACCAUAGAGUGGGAGUGUCGCACAACGGACAAACGGUCUGGAAUCUCCACAUCAGGAACGUCCAAGAAGAAGACAGGGGCCAGUAUAUGUGCCAAAUUAAUACUGAUCCAAUGCAAAGUCAGAUGGGCUAUCUGGACGUGGUGAUCCCCCCAGACUUUAUUGCCGAAGAGACGUCGAGCGACGUCAUGGUUCCAGAAGGCGGGACCGUGCGCGUUUCGUGUCGCGCGCGCGGCAUUCCUGCCCCCAUGGUGGUGUGGCGCCGCGAGGACGGCGCGGACAUCGUUCUGAGAGAUCAGUAUGGAGGGAAAAAUAAAGUGAACAUGUACAAAGAAGAGGUAUUGACUCUGAGUAAAGUCUCUCGGUCGGACAUGGGCGCCUACCUCUGCAUCGCGAGCAACGGCGUCCCCCCCACCGUGAGCAAGAGGAUACUGAUCAAAGUGCACUUUCACCCAGUGAUCCAAGUGCCGAACCAGCUAGUGGGUGCUCCGCUGGGCACUGACGUCACGCUCGAGUGCUACGUCGAGUCCUCACCCAAAUCCAUUAACUACUGGGUCAGAGAUUCAAAUGAAAUGGUGAUAUCAUCCAAUAAGUACGAAGUGGUGAACACGGCGCUGAGCUCAUUCGAGAGCCGCAUGGCGCUGACGGUGAGGCGGCUGACCGCGGCCGACGUCGGCGGGUACCGCUGUGUGGCCAAGAACUCUUUGGGGGAAGUCGAUAGCAUCAUCAGACUGUAUGAAAUACCUGGACCAACCGCACGAAACACCAGCCCCGCAACAAGCAAAGAAGAAUACAAAUACUCAACACCCAUGGAAGGCCCUGAUGACCAAUUCGGAUCGGCUGACAGAUCCGACGAUGAAGAAGAUAAGGAACCCACCUACUAUGCCACGGAAAGGGCACACAACAUUCGAACCGUUCUCGAAAACACCACAAAGAAUCGUUCUUUUGUUUUUACUCCAUCGGUAAAACAAAAACUUAGCAACAAAGUUAGUAAAAUAUUAAACCAAUUAGAAAUAGAAGACUCAGAUUUCGAACUUAAUAGGAGCAGUGAUUUAAAUCAAAUUAUUUCAGUAGCCUAUACUUUCUUAAGCGUAGCUAUCAAUUUAUUAAAUGUGUAGACAUUAUAUUUAUGUUGUCAUAAUAUACUAAUAGUCUGAUUAUGUACCUACCUACUCACUUAUGAUCUCGAGUAUUUGGUAAUCUUAUUAUAGCAUUUUUAUGGAGCGCAGUAUGUUUUAGUUUGUUGGGAAUCCAUGCCUAUCGCCAAUUUAGGAUUUGUUUUUGAUUAAACAUUCAAUUAUUUAUAACCAGUGUUUUAAAAAUAUGUACCUUAUAUCACAGUAGCAAUUUUAUAAGUACUUACCCAUGUAGUAAUAAGAAGGUAUACUGGGUGAUUUCGGGGUCGUGGUCCUGAAUGUCAUGUAAAGAUGAUCAUAAUAAACAAAUUUUCCCAUGCGACUUUCUUAACUAGGUACACCCUUGACGGCACGAAGAUGACGAAACUUAUGGACUAUAUUUUUCAAGAUUUUCAUAACGGUCCCAUGGGAAACAUUGUGCAGUAUGACCAUUCUAAUACAAAUAUACAACAUUAAUCUAGUUACAUAAGCGAAAAGCACAAAAUUUUAUCGACAUCGUAGAUAGGAAUCAACUUUAAAAUACGUACCUUGUCACUUAUCUAUAUAUAGUAUAAAAAAAUAACAUGUUAAUACGUAUUGAUGUAUAUCAAUAAUACUAUAUUAUAUUGAUACUAUUUCAUUACACUAACAAAUUAAAUUCUAUGCCUACUCAAACUCCUGUAACUUAGUAAAUAUAGUCAAGCUUUAGAAAUUUCAAAUUCAUCCUUAAUUGCUUAUAAUAUUAUUUUACAAUAAAAAUGUCGAUUGAUGAAAGCCAAUUAUGAUGUUAAUGUCAAGCCCUCAAAGAUACCAGUUUAUUUUAAAGUUAUAACAUAAAAUAUAUGGAAGAUAGUACAAAAUUAGGGGCUCAUACUUACAGCCGAGGGACUUGUGAAAUGUGUUAGCACAUUCUGUUUAUAAAUAUAAAAACGUAGAAUAUGUUACAGACAAGCUUUUAUUACUAACAACGAUUAAUAAACCAUUCAAUAAAAAUUAAAAAUCAGUAAAAGAAUAUGACAGACACUUGACAUUUAUUACAAUAAUUAUUUUUUUUUAAGCUAUUUUAAUUAUUAAACUGAAAUAAAAUUAUUAAAUUAUUGUAUAUUGAAGGCAUACAAAUUGUUUAUUGAGUACAUACAUUAUGAGUUUAAUACCAUUACAGAUAUUUAGUACAAACUGAAGGAUGCAGUAAGCACUUUUGUAAAGAAGUAUCUCGGCAAUGCAAACUUUUAUAUUAGUUUACUCUACUGUACUACUAAGUAUAUUAUAGGUUGCAUGAUUGUCUCGUGUAUAUCUUAGUUUAAAUUCUUAUAAAAAUUAUCGAGUUUUCAAUUGUAUUUAUGUAUUUCUACUCUUG
Cydia splendana is the source of this 3025-nucleotide messenger RNA. RefSeq names its product lachesin-like. Bases 319 to 1671 code for a protein of 450 amino acids. Gene Ontology annotation, cellular component: neuron projection. Lineage: Eukaryota; Metazoa; Arthropoda; Insecta; Lepidoptera; Tortricidae. The transcript is spliced from 9 exons. The record is from RefSeq and is a predicted model, not a curated record.